GUCACCACACCAGGUCAGCAGAGAUAAGUUGGUCAGGCAUAUUCCCCAGGAGUGCAUUUUAGCGGUAGGUAUUCUUUGCAAUUUCUAACCUAAAUCCUAGAAUCCUGUUUGGUUCGCGAUCCCUCAUAUUCCGCAUGAUGGCCAGAUGUCGUCUAGCCCCUUCUCGCACUUUUCUCCUCCUCCUAUUGGUUCUUCCCUUCGCCGCAUUCCGAAGAGCUUCGGCGGUUCGAUUCACGCUUGACCGCUUCGAUUGCCUGUCGUACUACGUGCAUUACGUCGGCGACGACGUGCAUGGAAACUUCGUCGUCGUCAGUUCGCAAACGUGGGGCGACUGGGAGUCUCUCGGCGUCGACAUCGUUGUAGAAGACCCCGACGGCUACCACGUGCACUCGGCGCAGGGCCAGACGGAGGGCGUGUUCUCGUUUGAGUCGAUGAGGGAGGCGACUACAAGGUGUGCUUCACCAACAAGUCGCCCGUCAACGAGGAGAUCGUGUUUGACCUGCAUGUGGGCACCACUUCACUGAAAAGGAGCUGGCCAAGGAAGAGCACGUGGAGCAAACGAGGGACAAGGCAAAGAACCUGUACGAGCGGGUGAUGCUGCUGUCGCUGCAAUCCAGAUUCCGACACAAUCAGGCAGAGCGGCUAAACGAAUUGGCUAAGACCACCACGUGGAGGCUUGUCUUCAAGACCGCCGUCCAAUCGGGAGCACUCAUUCUUUGCAGCUCAAUCCAAGUGAGAUGCUACAGUGCUAUUCAGGUGAUGCUACAGCUAUUCAGGUACUUGUACGUGCUCUUCAGGUGAUUCUACCAUGCUACUCAGGUGAUAGUACUGUGCUAUCCAGUUGAUUCUGCAGCGCUAUUCAGGUGAUGCAACAGUGCAGUGCAGUCCAGGUGAGGGAUUCUGCUGAUUCUUCACAGCAAUGUAUAUGUCAAACUAAUUUGGAAGGGCCUAAGGGAUAAAACAAUGGUUGCAUUGCUGCACUGCCCUCACAAUGGUCAUCUUCCUCUUUC
Messenger RNA from Closterium sp. NIES-67, 1010 nucleotides. Lineage: Eukaryota; Viridiplantae; Streptophyta; Zygnematophyceae; Desmidiales; Closteriaceae. The record is from the annotation of a GenBank genome assembly.